AAUGAAACACAAUAAAUCAUUCGCCCUACGAGAUUGCCUUAAGCAAAAUCAAAAGUAUGCAUCAAAAGUGGAAACCCUUUUAAUUGUUUCACCACUGUCAAUAUAUGGCUUAUUUACAUGCAUACAUAAGUUAAAAAAAAAGAUAAAAAAGGGAGAAAUGAAAUAUUAAAAUAUAUAUAUCAAAGAACAGCAUUAAGAAUUUAAGCAAUCAGGUGAAUGGGAUGGUUGAGGAUACGCGUACAAUAUAGUGCAAUACGUGUGGUUUUGUCUUUGAUCUUAAUUUUGUUGAAAGGGCACAUCAAAUAAAAAAGAAAUCAAAUGAUGAAAGAAGGCAGCCUAACUCUAUGUCUCAACACCGUUAUUACUUCUAAAUCGCAAAUUAAAGAGAAAAAAUUGCUCUUCUUUAUAUUUUCAUUAAAUCGCGCCCGUUCUGUUCUUACUUCCGGAAUGGAUUAGAUAGACACAAGAUAGGUACCCAAGCGAUACAUAGAUAAUAAGCAUACAAUGAUGGAAUAUAACAUAGAGCGUAAAUAAAACACGGUUCACCGAGUCUUAAGAAAAGACAUUACCAACUUGCACAUACACACAAACACGACACCGCCAACAAAAUCAGUGGCAGCUAAACCAUUUGAUAAUCACCAUCAUUUAACGAUGACUAAAAAUAUUCAUGAUAAAGCGGACAAUGAACAAGGUGCUCGGGAGCAAGUGGUGGCAUACACCGAAAAAUCACAAGUCAAACACGAAAAUCGUCAUAUUCAAUUGGUGCGCGAAUAUGGAUUUCAUCCGCGUACAAAAGCUAGUGUUAGCGAUGGUGCCGUAUUGCCGAGAAAAUACGAACCAUUUCCAGGAGAUAUGUAUGGCCGGCCAUUAGAAGAAAUAGAUACAUUCAUUUACGAAGAGACAUUUUGUGUGGUAUCGAAACGUUUCAAAAAGAACUACAUUCAUAGAUUUACUGGUACAAAAAGCUUAUUUUUAUUUGAACCAUGGAGCAAAACUCGUCGAAUCUGCGUUUAUAUAGCAACGAACCAAUAUUUCGAUUACGUUGUCAUGGCAACGAUCCUAUUGAAUUGUAUCUUCUUGGCGAUGACAGAGACAGUGGAAGAGGCCGAGUACAUAUUCUUGGCAAUUUACUCAUGCGAAAUGGUUAUCAAAGUUAUUGCCAAAGGUUUUGUUUUGAAUAAAUACACUUAUCUACGUAAUCCAUGGAAUUGGCUUGACUUUGUUGUGAUUACGAGCGGCUAUGCAACAAUAGGCAUGGAAGUUGGUAAUUUGGCUGGCCUUCGAACCUUUCGUGUAUUAAGAGCUCUCAAAACGGUAUCCAUAAUGCCGGGACUCAAAACCAUCAUCAACGCGUUGCUACAUUCAUUUAAACAGUUGGCUGAAGUCAUGACACUGACGAUCUUCUGUCUGAUGGUUUUUGCACUCUUUGCUCUACAGGUGUACAUGGGUGAGCUGAGAAACAAGUGUGUAAAGAAUGUGCCAGACGGUUGGAAUGUAACACACGAAGAAUGGAGAAUGUGGAUUAAUGAUACGGAUAAUUGGAUAUAUGAUGAGGAAGACAUUGAUAGACCAAUGUUAUGCGGAAAUUUAACGGGCGCACGACACUGUCCAACAGGCUAUACCUGCUUAUGUGUUGGCAACAAUCCAAAUCAUGGGUACACAAAUUUCGAUAAUUUCAUGUGGUCGAUGUUAACAACAUUUCAACUAAUAACUCUGGAUUAUUGGGAGAAUGUUUAUAACAUGAUUUUAGCGACGAGCGGACCGAUGAGUGUUACCUUUUUCACUGUUGUCGUGUUUUUCGGUUCAUUUUAUUUAAUCAAUCUAAUGCUAGCCGUCGUUGCGCUUGCAUAUGAAGAGGAAGCGGAAAUUACACUCGAGGAACGGAAAAAAGACUUGCUCGAUCAUCGGGACGAUUCAACGUUCAGCUUCGAUCCUUCCACAUUAACCGUUCGCAAAUUGAAUAAGAACCAUAAAAAGAAAAUCGAUUCUCGAAAAGGUGUUUUGUUGGCCUCUUAUUCUCGUAAAAAAACGCGAAAACGAAAAAAAGGUGGAAAAGAAAAUGACAAUAAUGGAAACAAACAAAUUCAGACACCACAACAACCACAACAACAAUCGUAUGAACAGCAGCAGCAACAGCAAACACAGCAACAGCAAUCACAAGAACAAGAACAACAACAACAUCAACAACAACCGAAUACAAGCCGAUCGAUAACACCAAGUCCUAAUUCGAAUACCAAACAGAUAAUCGCACGACCGCAAGUGUUGGCUGUACAGCGAACCCGAGGUUUACCAUCGUCAUCAACAGCAACUGCAGCAGCAGCCGCAGCAGCACAGGUCGCUUCCAAUCAAAAUCCGAAUGUAUUACAUCCAUUAGGAGUCAAUUAUCGUGGCCAGUUAUUGCCAACAAGUCGACAGGCUAGCUCAAACACCAGCGAAGGUGGUGGUAAUCGAGAAUCAUCUCUCGAUGAUUCUGGUGUUGUUGACGAUCACGAAGAACAAGAUAUUGAAUCAGCCAAUUUACAAACAACCGAUUUACAACGAGAUGUAACACCAUUAACCACCGCACUAUCUCCUCGUGAUAUUCAAAUCAUAAAGUGCAAUGGAAAUAUAACGAAAAUUCGAAAAGACAAUGUAUGCACAUAUCAGCCUGAAUAUCUAUCUCAUAUAGUUAUGCUAGAUGAUCUUCCCGACCGCAACUGUGGCAGAUGCGAGCAAUGUUGCAUCGACUACGAUGGAUGGCUUCAAUUCCAAAAUUGUUUGUACAAAAUAGUUAAGGAUCCGCUUUUUGAACUGGGUAUCACAUUGUGUAUAGUUUUGAAUACACUAUUCUUAGCGUUAGAGCAUCACGGAAUGAGUGAAAUGAAUCGACGUAUUCUGGAUAUUGGAAAUAAGGUUUUCACAUCGAUUUUUGCAUUUGAAUGCAUUGUUAAAUUAAUGGCACUAUCCAAAGAUUUCUUUGGGUGUGGAUGGAAUAUUUUCGAUUUGAUAGUUGUUUCAGCUAGCAUUUGUGACAUUUUUUUGGAGCUGCUCGAAGGUUUGAGCGUUUUACGAGGCUUAAGACUGUUACGGGUGCUUAAGUUAGCUCAAUCAUGGACAACUAUGAAAGUUUUAUUGAGUAUUAUUAUUUCAACAAUUGGCGCUCUGGGAAAUCUUACGUUAAUCUUAGUUAUAGUCAUUUAUAUAUUUGCCGUUAUUGGAAUGCAAUUGUUUUCGAAGGACUACACACCUGAAAAGUUUUUUCCAGAUCCAGUGCCUAGAUGGAAUUUCAACGAUUUUUUUCACUCGUUCAUGAUGAUAUUCCGAAUUUUGUGCGGUGAAUGGAUUGAACCACUGUGGGACUGUAUGCGGGCCGAGGAAAAAGAUGGGGCAUCAACGUGCUUUUUGAUUUUUCUUCCGACACUUGUUAUGGGAAACUUUAUGGUUUUAAAUUUGUUCUUGGCCUUGUUGCUUAAUAGUUUUAAUUCGGAAGAGUUAAAAAAUCGAAAAGAGGAGGUUGGCGAUGAAUCUCGUUUGGCCAGAAGUUUUGAGCGUAUUCGUUCGAUAAUACGAAAACAACGCUUAGGCCGUAGCCAAAGUUCAAAGAUGUCAGAGGUUGUGAGUGAAGUGAUUAAACGCGAAAAGAAACAAAAGCUUCGCAAACAAUAUCCGAAGACGCUUUAUCGUCGAAGUUACGAGGAAUCAUUGAAACGUCCAAUUUCCGGAUCUGAUUUUGGCUAUGAAAUUCCACUGAAAGAUCCACGUUGUUUAGAAGCCAUAAUGUCGAAAGAAGAAUUGACGGCUGAACAAACCACAGAUAUUGAUGCCGAUACACCCGAUGUGGAUAAGACAAAGCUGAAAGAUACGUACGUUUCAAUUGAAAAUGAGAGAAAAUUGUUGCAACAAAUGUCUUCCGGCUGCGGAACACAGCAAAAUGAUAGCAAAGAUGAGCCAACUUAUGCUGAAUCACUGGAGCUGCAGGUGUUCAGUUAUCCCACACAGCCAAAUGAUGGCGAUCCAGAGUCAUUUGUAUUGUUGCCGAGUAGUUUAAAACCGGAUAAUUUAGAUGCCGAUUCGUUAGCAAAAUAUUCAAACGAAAGAAAAGCAAGCACACCAACGAUAUGUGGAUCAAUGGAAAAUGUCUCUCAAAUACCAAAAACAUUGAAAUUGAAAGAAAAUUCAAAUGGUGUCAAUAAAUGUCGAAGUUAUGCAAGCCCAACAUCGCAAUGUUCAAAAUCCGACCGAAAAUUGAGUGUGAGCGGUUCGAUAACACACAACGAAUUCAAUAUACCACGCUUAAUGAGUGAUCAAUCAAUAAAUUCCAUUUCAAAUGAUCACGAGGUGGAAGUUUUCUCGCAGCAAAAUCUUCGCGACGAAUUGCUCAGCUGUGAUAAAAAGGAGCUCUUUCAAUUUCUAAACGAUGACUUCGACAAUAGUCACAACUAUUUCAGCGACACAGUUGGUUAUGGCAGCGCUUUAAUCGAUCCAGACACUGAUAGUUUAAUGUUCGAUUCGAAACGUGAUACCACCUUAUUUUCACCCGUUCGCAAAGCAUCGACAGCAAGCAAUAAAUCGAAUUUAAGCUACAUUUCAAAUUCGAUAUUUGAAGCGCUGGAACAAACACGGGGUGGCAGCAUCAGUGAAUCGAUAGAUCGCAAAUCGCUACGACAAAUUAAAGCAGCAUCAGAAACGUAUCAGCACUGCGAUGAAUUGGAACCAUUGGUGCAGGACUCUGAAUUUGAGAAUAUAAUCGCCAGUUUUGAAAAAGAAUUGUCGAGCAUUAAAAAUUCGACAUGUUCAUUGCAACGUCAAUUAUCUGCAAUUUCUCGUACGCCAGAUACUCAGGCCAAAGGAUCAUUUGAAAAAAGCUCUUCCACAAAUACAUACGAAGAAAUACUUCCAAUGCGACAAAACAACAAUAGCAAUCAAAGUACACGGGACAGUGUUAAAUUGAAGCGUCGCAGUUUAGAAAAACAAAUGAAAAUUGACGAUGAUUUCAAUGUUCCGCACGAAAUCAAGAAGAUUUGUGAUAAUAUGCAGGCACCGUUUGCCGAUUCGCAUAUGAUAUCAAAAGGAAUAAAAGUCGAUCUCAAACAAAGUAACAGUUACUCGGGCGGUUCGACAGAUAUAAUCAUAUCGCCAAAGCCACGUAGACGAAGCGAAUUUCACAAUAGCCUAGAUCGUAUAAAACGGUCAAGUCUUAUUGAUCGAGUCGAUGAAUCAUUGCUGGAAGGUGAUCUGAAUGCGGUUCAACAUCAAGAACAACAACAUUUGUUGUAUCACACACGUAGCGAACGACUUCCAAGAAAAUAUUUAAAUCCUGAUAUGAACAUAGAGAGUUUAUCGUUGAAAAGUACAGGCAGCUAUGAACAUUUGGUUUGUCACACCGAAAAUAAAGAGACGAAAAAGAUUCGAUUCCAGAAAAGUUCGGAAGAUAAUGAAUCAUCGUUGACAGACAAAGAAAAAUGCGAUAAAAAUACAAGUGAUGCUAUUGAUGGUGAUGAGCACAAAGAUAAACAAAAUGCUGUAGCACUUUCAGAUUCAGAUAAACCAUGGCAUUGCCUUGUUUCUUAUGUAGAUGAUUUAACUGUAGGUGGAAGACGUAAUUCAAAAGGGCUAUACGAUGAUCCAAUGCUAUUUCCAAGCUUUGGAAAACGUAAAGCUCCAAAGGUACCUGAUGAUUGUUUCCCACAAAAGUGCUACGAAAGAUGUCCAUGUUGGAGAACUUGUUGUGGUGCUGUCUGUCAAGAAAGAUGGUGUCAAAUGCGAACGGCAGUUUUAUCAGUUGUUGAUACACCUGCAUUCGAAUGGUUUGUUCUCGUAUUGAUAUUUGCCUCAAGCAUAACGCUUUGCUUUGAGGAUAUUUAUCUGGAUUCAAAUGUAAUGCUGAAGCGGCUACUGUACUGGACGAAUUUUAUAUUCAGCAUGAUAUUUGUGGUUGAAAUGGUACUGAAGUGGAUGGCAUUAGGUUUCACACGAUAUUUCACCAGCUUUUGGACCAUUCUCGAUUUUAUCAUUGUAUUUGUGUCAGUAUUUUCUCUGCUCAUUGAAGAAAAUGAAAAUUUGAAAGUGUUGCGGUCAUUGAGAACAUUGCGCGCUUUGCGUCCGCUUCGGGCCAUUUCACGAUGGCAAGGAAUGCGAAUCGUUGUUAAUGCACUGAUGUAUGCCAUUCCAUCCAUUUUCAAUGUACUGCUGGUGUGCCUAGUAUUUUGGUUGAUUUUCUCAAUUAUGGGCGUACAAUUUUUUGGCGGGAAAUUUUUUAAAUGCGUCGAUGAUGAAGGUGUCUUGCUUGACGUUUCGAUUGUGAAAACGCGUACAGAAUGUUUACACAAGAAUUACACGUGGAUCAAUUCAAGAAUAACAUUUGAUCAUGUUGGUAUGGGCUAUUUAGCCCUUUUACAAGUAGCAACAUUCGAAGGAUGGAUGGAGGUGAUGGCUGAUGCUGUCGAUUGUACCGGAGUUGAUUUGCAACCGCAACGUGAGGCUAAUCUUUACGCUUACAUAUAUUUCGUGAUUUUCAUUGUGUGCGGUUCGUUCUUCACUUUAAAUCUAUUCAUCGGUGUUAUUAUCGACAAUUUUAAUAUGCUCAAGAAAAAGUAUGAAGGUGGCGUUCUCGAGAUGUUUUUAACUGAAUCACAGAAGCACUAUUACACCGCCAUGAAAAAAUUGGGUCGAAAAAAGCCACAAAAAGUGAUUAAACGUCCUUUGAAUACGUUUCUCGCAAUGUUUUACGAUCUUUCCAAUUCAAGAAGAUUCGAAAUCGCAAUAUUUGUUCUCAUUUUUUUAAAUAUGCUGACUAUGGGAAUCGAACAUUACGACCAGCCGCAUGCCAUAUUCUUUAUAUUAGAAGUGAGCAACGCGUUUUUUACCACGGUAUUCGGUUUAGAGGCAAUCGUGAAAAUUGUCGGCCUAAGAUAUCACUAUUUCACCGUUCCAUGGAAUGUUUUUGACUUUCUACUUGUGCUCGCAUCGAUUUUCGGCAUUCUAAUGGAAGACGUUAUGAUUGAUUUGCCAAUAUCACCGACCCUAUUGCGCGUUGUUCGUGUCUUUCGCAUUGGACGAAUUCUUCGAUUGAUUAAAGCGGCAAAGGGAAUACGAAAGUUAUUGUUUGCAUUGGUUGUAUCAUUGCCAGCUCUAUUCAAUAUUGGCGCAUUAUUGGCAUUGAUAACAUUUAUUUAUGCAAUUUGUGGAAUGUCAUUGUUUGGUCAUGUUCGUCUGCAAGGCGCCCUCAACGAUAUGGUCAACUUCCAAACAUUUGGCCGAAGUAUGACGCUGUUAUUCCGUCUGAUGACAUCGGCCGGAUGGAAUGAUGUCUUAGAAUCACUUAUGAUUCAACCGCCAAAAUGUAAUCCACAUUUCAAUAAUCAAACGAAUGGCGAUUGUGGUCAUCCGCUUUUGGCAAUCACAUACUUUACCAGCUUUAUCAUCAUCAAUUAUAUGAUUGUCAUUAAUAUGUAUAUUGCAAUCAUUUUGGAGAACUUUAAUCAGGCGCAUCAGGAAGAGGAAAUUGGUAUUGUUGAAGACGAUUUAGAAAUGUUCUACAUUCGAUGGUCCAAAUACGAUCCGCAUGCCACACAAUUCAUUCAUUUCUCUCAAGUAUCGGAUUUCCUUGCAUCGUUGGAUCCACCAUUGGGCAUUCCAAAACCGAAUACAGUCGCCUUGGUAUCAUUCAAUUUGCCAAUUUCGUCGGGCAAUAAGAUUCAUUGCUUGGAUAUUUUGCAUGCGUUAGUGAAACAUGUUUUGGGUCAUGUCGAAGAAACUGAUAACUUCAAACAAUUACAGGAACAAAUGGAUGUUAAAUUCAAGAAACAAUUUCCAACUCGUAAAGAACUAGAAAUUGUUUCGUCGACUCGUAUUUGGAAGCGAGAGGAUAAAGCUGCUAGAACCUUACAAUACGCUUGGAGAGAAUAUUUGAGAUUGAAGAAAGAACGUGAACGUUCACCAUUGUCACAAGAAGACGAGCAUACUCAAACGUCUAGCCCAGGCGGUUGGCAUAGUAAAUUGUCAGCAUUGAAUUUCUUGCAUUUGCAAGUUCAUCGCCGUGGUACAGCAACAUCAAGCCGAGCAUCUUCUCGCAAAUCAUCCAGAGCAUCAGAUGCAUCCGAUUUGAGUGAAUUGGCUGGACCAUGGCUUAAUUUACCUCUUAUGCUUGUCGGUGGUGCCGGUGACAUGCUCAAAGACAUGAAACCACCAGAAGAUGAUAAAAACUCUGAUUCAGGAUCACGAACACCUCGCCGAAAAAGUUUCUAUAACUUCUUUUUACGACAUCAAGAUGCAGUGGACGAUUCUAUAACAUCGCCGUCAGUAAAUAGAAAAGCCGUUAGUCCAAAUGCAUCGAUUGGCCGACCAGUGUCUGCUGCCGAUUCAUUUGACGAAAAACAAACGCAACAGCAACAACAGCCCCAGCAGCAGCAGCAACAACAACAGCAACAAUUACAAACAUCAGCCCCGAUAAAGACAAAACGUGCCACCAGUUUUGUACGUAAAAAGCCACCAUUUGAACGCGGUUUGUCCGCACAAAGUGCCCUCCGAAUAAAUAAGAAUGCUCAUGUUGUUGAUGGUCCUUCAACCACAUCUUCGAACACCAUCAAAGAUGUGAGCAUUUUGGUUACAGAACCAUCUCCUGACAUUCCACCAGCAUCAUCAAUAAGUAGUCUUCAUGUAGAACCACCUAGUACGUUGGUUCAUGUUUUAGUGCACAGAGAAAGUGAAGAAUAUCAAACCGAUUUGGAAGAUAGUAGUAGUCCAGACAAAGAUGAACAAAUGAAAAAGCCCCAAAAAUCCCCGACACAGACGCAAUUGCUUGCAUCGCCCGGUAGAGCAGCAGACGAUUUGGAUUCGGUCAGUAAUAAUGAGAGCAUUGUCAAAAUAAUGGUCGAAAGUCCAAAAGAACCGCCAAAUGUGGAAUUUGGAGUUGCCUUUCCUCAAACAGCAGUCGUCCGAUAUAAGACUGAAACAACACAUGAAAUAGAACAAACUGAUGGUGAAAAUUCACCGACAUCAGUUGUCACAUUGGUAACGGAUAAUAUACAAGAGCCAAUUGAUGUAAAUAUUCCCCGUGACACCACAAACAUUUUCUAUGCAUACGAAGAAACGGAAAUAGACAAUAGUUUUCAAGCACAGCCAGCUCAAUUAGCUGAUUCGUUCAGUGCUUCAAUUCCAGAAACCCAUGACACAAUCGAUACAUCUAAUCUACUCCACAAUAAUCAAUCAGUUAACGAUGACACACAAGCUCCAACAGAAAUGAAUACAUCCGAUAAUCAAACAGCAAACCAGAUCAGUAGUGAUAAUUCUAGAUCAAGUAGCUGACCAACAAAUUAAAAUCCAACAAAAAACUCAUUAACACAAAUCGAUGACAUUUCGUGAGCGCAAAAAAAAUGAAACAAAUACAAAAGACAUCUCUUAAACAUACAAUAAAAAAAACCAAUCUAACAUAGUUGACAAUCUUCUCUUGAGAUCUUCAUACAUUGUAGCAAAAUACUAAGUUUAGAAACGCAUUUUUUUAUUGAAGUCAUAGCAAAAAAAAAUCUGUUUCUUCUAUACAAGACAUUGGAUCAUCAUCUAGUUCAGUAGCGAAAAUCACAGCGCAACUUUUUAUACAUUUACAAAAAAAUCUCCUCUCAUUCAAGCCACAUUAAAAUAAUUAACAAAUACAAAAAAUAUGUAUCAAGAAAAAAAAAAAUUACAUAAAAAUGAGCUGAAAUUCAGACUAAAUCAUAUUUUUAUCUGAUAUCUUUGUCUCUCAUACUCGUAUAUUUUGUUUUUAGAUGCGUUUUUAAGAAUUAAAAAAGAAAAGAAAACAAAAAAAAACUGCUACUUUCCAAUAGAACAAAUGAUAAUAAUAAAUACAUUCUUCUGUAUAUAAAAAAAAGUCUGCAACGCUAAAAUUUAAUUGCCGUUGAUGCAAAUUAUAAGAGACUAUAUUCACAAACACACACACAAAUUUUUAUGGUGUUAACCAAAAUUGAAAAUGAAAAUUUCGCUUCGAAAACCAAAAACCUUUUAAAUGUAGAAAAACCACUAGCUACUUGCAUGCUCAUGCAUUAUAUAAUACAGGUUGGCCCUAACCUUUUUAAAGUUCUUUGAAUAAUUUAGUAACUUUAGUAACUGAAAUUCUGAGAUAGUCAGUAUAUUUAAUGCGGUAAAAAUAAAACUGAAAACAAGUUUCCGACACAAAUGAUAACAAAAAAACACCGCUAAUAGCGCCAUAGCGACAAUGUGAUGAAGAACGCACAGGUCGAUGUAAUGGCACACAUGAGUGAGUACUUGAUAGUAAACCAAAAAAAAGAAACUGAAGAAAAUAAAAAACGAAUUUGUUAUGUAUUUAAUAAAGGGAUUUAUCAAUUAUUAGCGUACAAUAUAGUUUAAUUUGUUAUGACGCAUGAACAAAAACAGCAAACAACAGAAACAACAACAAAACCACAUAAAAAAAUCAAUUUGGAGUUUUUACAAAUUAUAACGUCAAUCUAACGAAAAUUUAAUUAAGAGUUAAUUAACAAUAAAUUUACUUAAUGGCAUACGUAAUCAAUAAACUGUAAUAUAUACAGAGAUAUAAAGUUCAAUGACAAAAACAAAAUGAACUGCAUAGCCCAAAUUGAAAAGACGUUGAAAACAGCAUUCAUCAAUUACUACACGGUACGAGGUGGAACAAUUACAAUCAAUAUCGAAAUUGUUAAUUUCAUAUACGAAUUUUACGCGUAUCAAUCGGCGUGACAAACUCAGAGAGAACAAUUGCUUGUUCAUAAAAAAAGGAGACACAAAGAAUAAACAAACACAAAUAAAACGAAAAUACACUUGAAACGAUACUCUACGUCUGGACCAAAUCCCUUAUCGUAUACAAUUAAAUACUCUUUUUCUCAAAUAUACACGAUCUUACACACACAAACACACACGCACAUACACAUCUUCUUCUGCUUGUGACCCACAUACACACACACCAGAUUCAUUGCUUUUUGCUAUAACACAUCGUCAAUGAUUCUAAUUAUUUUUAUUAAUAUAACACCGAAUACUGCAAAUUGCAAAUACCGUAUACCAUUACCAACAACAAGUACCAACAAUCGAGUUUGUGAGUGUUUAAUCGUAUUUUUCCAGUUCACCAAACAUCCUAUACCCUCCAGCUCCUUAGCCCUCAAAUUUUAAACUAUUUUACCUGCAUGAAUGCAGCCACAAAUUACACGCAAUGAGAAUUUUUAGUAAUUCUCUGAUUAUUUUUGGAAAUCGCUACGCAGAGGUAUAAAUUGUAACAAUAAAUAGACAUUUAUAUAAAAAUGUAUUUAUUAACAUUUUUGUCAGUUUGACAUGAAUUUCGUGUUCAAUUACAAAGAAUGACAGACAAAGAAACACAACAUAAAUAAAUUUAGAACAAAAAUGAUCCAAUUAAC
Molecule: messenger RNA, 11357 nt
Organism: Contarinia nasturtii (swede midge)
Lineage: Eukaryota; Metazoa; Arthropoda; Insecta; Diptera; Cecidomyiidae
Gene: NaCP60E
Product: sodium channel protein 60E
Exons: 35
Coding region: 652-9285 (2877 amino acids)
Biological process (GO): sodium ion transmembrane transport; membrane depolarization during action potential; neuronal action potential
Cellular component (GO): plasma membrane; voltage-gated sodium channel complex
Molecular function (GO): voltage-gated sodium channel activity
Source: RefSeq, a predicted model, not a curated record